AUGGGUUUUCCGUCUUUAAUAGGCAGAAAUAAAAAGAAGAUUUUCAACUAUAUUUCGCAGCGUGUUUGGCAGAAAGUGAAGGGAUGGAACGCAAACUUCUUGUCACGAGGAGAUAAAGAGAUUCUUAUAAAAACCGUUGCUCAAUCGUUACCAAACUAUGUCAUGAACAACUUUCUUUUACCGGUUAGCUUAUUUGAUGAGUUAGAGCUGUUAGUUAGACAAUCUUUGAGGUUGAUUAGUGUGACAAAGUCUAUGAUGUCAAGGUUACUUAAAGCAAAGUAUUACCCACAUACGUCUUUUCUUGAAGCCAAGAUGGGUUCCAAUCAAAGUUAUAUUUGGCGUAAUUUGAUGGAAACCCAAGAUGUUAUGAUUCGUGGUGCUAGAACAAGGAUCAAGGAUGGCAAGAACACUAGAAUUUGGGAUGACCCUUGGCUUUGUGAUGCUACCAAUGGUUUUCUCGCUGAUCCUAAACCGCCAAAGUUCAGUGAUGCGUGCGUGAACAACUUAAUGGAGAUUAAUGACAGAAGCUGGGACGUGGGCUUGAUUUAUGAUGUGUUCAGUCCCCAAAAUGCUGCUCGUAUUAUCUGGUUCCUGUGA
Molecule: messenger RNA, 597 nt
Organism: Mercurialis annua (annual mercury)
Lineage: Eukaryota; Viridiplantae; Streptophyta; Magnoliopsida; Malpighiales; Euphorbiaceae
Exons: 2
Coding region: 1-597 (198 amino acids)
Source: RefSeq, a predicted model, not a curated record